AUGGGAGGUUAUGUGCCAUUUGCUGCAAGAAUCACCACAAUUUUAUUUAGGAUGAUUUUGAGGGUCUGGGCGUAUUCAGGUCUUGUUUUAGUAUUUUGUUGCCUAGUUUAUUAUUUAUAUGGCGCAGUAUUUGCUAUGAUUUUAUUGUUUUUUGCUGUCACAGGUAUUUUGUAUCAAAUUCAAGACAGUUUACUUUAUAAUUCUGAAUUGCCUACACAUUCAAGGGUCUAUGUACCAAUACCAUCCACAUUUAACCUUCCGUAUGAGAGUGUAAUGACCAAAACCUCAGAUGGAAUACAAAUUCAUAUGUAUUUCAUUUAUCAGUCCAAAGAUAAACAAAAACCAUGCCCUACAAUAGUCUAUUUUCAUGGAAAUGCAGGGAACAUUGGCCAUAGGUUACAAAAUUGUGCAGGAAUGUACAGUAAACUCCAAUGUAAUAUUUUGUUAGUUGAAUAUAGAGGAUAUGGGUUGUCCGAAGGUGUACCUUCAGAAGAUGGCCUUUAUUUAGAUGCAAAAGCAAGUCUAGAUUAUUUGUUUACCAGGAAUGAUAUUAAUCAUUCAGAAAUAAUAAUUUUUGGUAGAUCUUUAGGUGGUGCUGUUGCUAUAGAUUUGGCUACAAGAGAAGAAUAUGUAGGAAAAAUCUGGUGUUUAAUUGUAGAAAAUACGUUUACAAGCAUACCUGAUAUGGCGAAAGUAUUAUUAGGUUGGAGGAUGCUUCAGUACUUUCCACUAUUUUUCUAUAAAAAUAAAUUCCUAUCAUAUCAGAAAGUGAAAAGCCUUCGACUGCCCACGUUAUUCAUAUCAGGUAUGGCAGACUCGCUAGUGCCUCCUCGGAUGAUGCAGGAACUCCACAACCGCUGCAAUAGUAUCAGGAAGCAGCUGCUACAAGUACCUGCGGGCACUCACAACGAAACGUGGCAAUUACAAGGGUACUACCGUUCCAUGGCUGUGUUUUUACAAAGUUGUAGGUUGGACAAUAUUAGUCAUAGUCCUAACUUCGAUAUUAAAGUUAGUAAUGCAAACACCAAGAGUGAGAGUGUAUGGAUAGAUGUACAAAUUAUUUAA
Molecule: messenger RNA, 1065 nt
Organism: Diabrotica balteata
Lineage: Eukaryota; Metazoa; Arthropoda; Insecta; Coleoptera; Chrysomelidae
Source: the annotation of a GenBank genome assembly